CAAGGAGACAUCGUGGUUUCAAUAUCGCCAGCUAUCUGUCAACGCGGUUCAUCACCUGCAUGACCCGCGAAUAAUAACAGCUUUCACCUCCAACAUUUGAUCCUUUUGAUACCACUACGAGCUGCCCGGUCGGAAAAACUGCAUGAUACGAUCUUCAACACUGCCAUAAUUCCUCUGGCCAGCGUGCCAAUUGACUCCCACCGCCUCUGCGUCUGCCCCUCGAUCCCCGCCUUGGCAACCACUUCAUCAUGGCUUCCGCCGUGUUUUUCCUCGACUUGAAGGGCAAGACCCUUCUUGCCCGAAACUACCGCGGUGACAUUCCCAUGUCAGCUGUCGAGAAGUUCCCCGUCCUACUCAGCGAAGCCGAAGAGGAAUCAUCUGCUGUCCCUCCAUGCUUCUCGCACGAGGGUAUUAACUACCUUUACAUCCGACACAACAACCUAUACCUCCUUGCCCUGACGAAACGAAACACCAAUGCCGCCGAGAUCCUCCUAUUCCUUCACAAGAUUGUCGAAGUCUUCACCGAAUACUUCAAGGCUCUUGAGGAAGAGUCCAUCCGCGACAACUUUGUCAUCAUCUACGAGCUCCUCGACGAGAUGAUGGACUUUGGCUACCCUCAGACUACCGAGUCCAAGAUCCUCCAGGAGUACAUCACCCAAGAAUCCCACAAGCUCGAGAUCCAGGCACGCCCGCCCAUCGCCGUCACAAACGCCGUAUCAUGGCGUUCCGAGGGUAUCCGUUACCGCAAGAACGAGGUCUUCCUCGACGUCGUCGAGAGUCUCAACCUCCUCGUCAGCGCCAACGGCAAUGUCUUGCGCAGCGAGAUCCUCGGCGCCAUCAAGAUGAAGUGCUACCUCAGCGGUAUGCCCGAGCUCCGCCUGGGCCUGAACGACAAGGUCAUGUUCGAGACAACAGGCCGGACGACACGCGGCAAGGCCAUUGAGAUGGAGGAUGUCAAAUUCCACCAGUGCGUGCGGCUGUCACGCUUCGAGAACGACAGGACCAUUUCUUUCAUUCCCCCGGACGGCGAGUUCGAGCUCAUGAGCUACCGCCUCAACACCCAGGUCAAGCCCCUGAUUUGGGUCGAAUGUGUUGUCGAGAGCCAUAGCGGAUCACGAGUCGAAUACAUGCUCAAAGCCAGAUCGCAAUUCAAGCGGAGGAGUACAGCCAACAACGUCGAAAUCAUCGUUCCGGUCCCCGACGACGCCGACACCCCGCGCUUCCGCACCAACAUCGGCGCCGUCCACUACGCCCCUGAGCAAAGCGCCAUCGUGUGGAAGAUUAAGCAGUUUGGAGGCAACAAAGAGUUCUUGAUGAGAGCGGAGCUGGGACUGCCUUCUGUACGGGGCGACGACGAGCACGGCGGUGGUAUGACUGGUGGCUUUGGUGGUAGUAUGGGUGGUGUUGGUGCGCCUGGUAAGGGCGCCAAGAGGCCAAUUCAGGUCAAGUUUGAGAUCCCCUAUUUCACGACGAGUGGUAUCCAAGUGCGGUAUUUGAAGAUUACAGAGCCAAAGCUGCAAUAUCCCUCGUUGCCUUGGGUCAGAUACAUCACCCAAUCAGGAGACAUAGCUGUGAGGCUGCCUGACGCAGUAUGAGGCGAGCAGGUAUCGGUGUAGUUGUAACGCAAUAUGAGCUCGAAGGGAGUCUAUUUUCCAUCGACGCACUACUAUUUUAUCGAGCGAAAAGUGAAUGGAGGUUACACAAAACACACAUCGGCUGGAGGCGGGCAUGUUAGGCCAUAGACACAUCCAGACAGGGGCAAGGUAGAUGCGUCAAUGCUUCGGGGCUCUCAAGAGCCGUUGGAUGAGUACUUACUAGGCCAAGUAGACAAGCUACGUUCAUGAGCACGAGAAGGAGGAAGCUUUCAAUGAUGAUGCCAAAUUUAACAUGUCAAAAUUG
Messenger RNA from Colletotrichum godetiae, 1899 nucleotides. Its product is annotated as putative clathrin assembly protein AP47. Gene Ontology annotation, cellular component: clathrin-coated vesicle; clathrin adaptor complex. Bases 249 to 1595 code for a protein of 448 amino acids. NCBI's taxonomy places the organism in Eukaryota, Fungi, Ascomycota, Sordariomycetes, Glomerellales, Glomerellaceae. Gene Ontology annotation, molecular function: clathrin-cargo adaptor activity. The transcript has 4 exons. Gene Ontology annotation, biological process: vesicle-mediated transport; intracellular protein transport. The record is from RefSeq and is a predicted model, not a curated record.